Molecule: messenger RNA, 759 nt
Organism: Ramularia collo-cygni
Lineage: Eukaryota; Fungi; Ascomycota; Dothideomycetes; Mycosphaerellales; Mycosphaerellaceae
Exons: 3
Coding region: 1-759 (252 amino acids)
Source: RefSeq, a predicted model, not a curated record
AUGUCGAUCCAAGCACCCAUAAGCCAUGUCUCUCCACGAGCACGGUUUGGCCUGAUCAUACCAGCUACCAAUACCGUCGUGGAAGCUGAAUUCAACCGCAUGCUAGUACCAGGAAUAUCAUGGCAUAGCGGACGCAUCGAAAUCACCAACCCCAACCUCAGCACCGACGAAGCCAUGAUUGCCUUUUUAGAAAGUCUACGCGUUACCAUUGAAGCAGCCGUCAAGAGUGUAUUGCACUGUUUACCAAGCUAUCUAGUAAUGGGAAUGAGCGCAGAAACCUUCUGGGGCGGCAAAAACGGCGCCUUAGAAUUCGAAAAUUUCAUGCACGACAUCUCUGGCCUAUCAGUCACAACCGGCGCCCACGCAGCCGUUUCCGCCCUCCAAAUCUACGGAGCCAAGAAAAUCGCCAUCAUAACUCCUUAUCAAGCAGUAGGCGAUCAACAAGUCGUGGAUUUUUUCCAAGGAGUUGGAUUUGAAGUCCACGCCAUCAAAGGUUUGAAAUGUGAUUCCGCGACUUCUAUCGCGGAGGUAUCUCCCCAGGUUAUCAGGGAUGCUUUUCGAGAGGUGAAUUCUGAGGACGUGGAUGCUUUGUUUCAGGCUGGGACGAAUCUUGCUGCUGCUGGUGUUGCUGCGGAGAUGGAAGUUGAAUUGGGGAAACCGGUUGUUGCGGUUAAUACUGCUACUGUUUGGCAUGCGUAUCGGACGAAUGGGAUUUUGGAUCAGGUGAGAGGGUUUGGGUCUUUGCUGGCGGAACAUUAG